Molecule: messenger RNA, 690 nt
Organism: Diospyros lotus (date-plum)
Lineage: Eukaryota; Viridiplantae; Streptophyta; Magnoliopsida; Ericales; Ebenaceae
Product: protein FAR1-RELATED SEQUENCE 1-like
Exons: 1
Coding region: 1-690 (229 amino acids)
Biological process (GO): regulation of DNA-templated transcription
Molecular function (GO): zinc ion binding
Source: RefSeq, a predicted model, not a curated record
AUGGUCCCAUGUGUCACUAAGUAUGUAAUUGAAAAACAAUUUCAGGAAGUGUACACAAUAUCAAAAUUUAGGGAAUUUCCAGAGGAAUUUACUGGGAAGGUUUACUGUGAAGUUGUAUCUUCUGAUAUGGGUUGUCCAAUGCCAAAGUAUGAUGUACGAGAAGAUCUAAUGCUUGAUGGGGGAGUUAGGAAAAAAAUGUUCAUAGUAUUAUUUCAAAGAGAAACUACUAAAUUUGUUUGCAGCUGUCAUCUAUUCGAGUUCAGAGGAAUAAUGUGCAGGCAUGCGAUAUCAGUUUUGCUUCGUAAUGAUGUCACAGUAGUUCCCGAGAGGUAUAUCCUCAGGAGGUGGAGGCGAGAUGUAAGUAGACGACACAUGAGAGUAGCAGUUAAUUACGAUGGUUGGAUAAACACUCCAGCUCAAGUAAGAUUUGACAAAAUGUGCAAUGCCUUUACUAAUGUAGCGAACUUGGCAGCUGAUGAAGAAAACCAAGUUUGUGGGAUCAUGGAGUGGAUUGAAUCUAAAACAGCUCAACUUUUCAUGUCUCAACCCAUACAUAGUAGUGAAAGUAAUUUGCAUUCCCAAGCAAAUGUACAAGUGGCCCUUAAUUCUCUAUCAACAGAACUUGUUGGAAGUGCAAAUAUGUUGAAUCCGAUAUGCUCGAGAACUAAAGGAGCUCUGAAGAAACUGUGA